Messenger RNA from Mus caroli (Ryukyu mouse), 1074 nucleotides. The record is from RefSeq and is a predicted model, not a curated record. NCBI's taxonomy places the organism in Eukaryota, Metazoa, Chordata, Mammalia, Rodentia, Muridae.
UCGGGGGCCUUCGAUGCCUGCGCCGCGUCAGGCAGCACGCCGGGCAGCCCGGGGCCAUGGCGGCGGCGCUGGCGGUGGCUGUAGCGGCGGUGGGAGCGCGCAGCGCGGGGCGGUGGCUGGCGGCGCUGCGCAGCCGGGGCGCGAGCAGAGCGGCCAUGUCUUCGGAUGCGCAGUGGUUGACGGCAGAGGAGAGGGACCAACUUAUUCCUGGCUUGAAAGCAGCAGGGUGGUCGGAACUGAGUGAGAGAGAUGCCAUCUACAAAGAGUUCUCCUUCAAAAACUUCAAUCAGCCCAUGAACAUUUCCUCAGACUCUGGCCCCCUUGGAGACUCAGCCUUCACAGAUAAUGUCCACGCCGCCGGGAGGCACUGGGUCGCAAUCCUGUCAGCAGACAUUCUUCUAGAAAUUCCGCUCCCCAUGUAUUUACUCGGCCUGAAUACCACAGUGCUGUGUCCAGUGCCUUCCUACCGUUUCUUCCUGGGCGUAUUUCAUCUUCUCAGAGAUUCCUAAAGCUGCCCAGGGUCCUGCUCUGACCCUGCUGUGCUCAUGAAACCCCCUCGUGGACAUGGAAACAAAGAGCCAUCUCCGCCAAGAUGUCAUCUGACCUCUAUCCAUGCGUCACAGCAUGUGCCAACCCUCACAAUGUGAUAAUUAACCAAAGACCAAAGUGAGAAGGGAGGGACCCGUUCUCAGACGGGUUCUUGAGACACACGAAAAGUGACCACCAAAGGAUGGCGCUGGGUGGAGCAGCUGCCUGUCAGCGAGGAGCAUGAGGAGCAUGGCGAGGACGGGUAGGGGUGAGGGCAGCUGCGAGCCCACGUGGAGCACAUCGGACCUGCUCUGGAUCCUCGGAGUCUGUUGUCUCUUUCUUCUUUUAGGCUUUAGUCCUUGAGUUAUCCUUCCACGUUGAUGUCAUCCUUUUGCUUCGUUUGGAGGCCAAGCAUUUGCCUCUUGGUGCUUUGGUGUUGACUCUGCAAAGUCAGAGCUAGAAAGGAGGAGAGGACCAGGACUGAGGAGUGAUGUGCUCUGCCAGAGUGACGCAAGCACGGGGGCAAGAGGAUGAGGGUAAGGACAG